CCCACCCACGUGAGCAGUGUAACAAGAAAAAAGGUUACAUUGUAGCGGCGAGGGAACGGCGCGCGCUGGGGCGAGGGGGGGACACGGGGGCACGCCGCACGUGUGAAAAGGAGUGGCGGCACCCGUGUGUGGGGGAGGAUGCCUCGUUGCUAAAUUCGGAUCCAAGGAUCCGCAGCCUGGUGCGAGCCAUUCCUGUGUCCCACUUCCGCUGCUUGGCAUACCGGCUCUGGUUGGGCCCCCUCCAGCAAGGCCGGCCGAGCCCAUGGCCGGCGGAGGGUGGCCGGUGCCUGGCGGCAAUUUCCUGUCCCCUCAGCCGCCGCCGGCUUCUUCUGCCCAACUGGAGCAGCCUGUUGUGGCCUCCACGGCAGAGCCCGACCCGGACCAGUGGCGGCAGUACCAGGAGAGCGACCGGUACUGGGCGCUGCGCAAGCAGUUCAUUUUUCGCAAUCUGCCGGACUACCCGGGUGAGAGGAUCGAGAAACUGCUGUCGUUCUCCCAGGUUUGGACCAACCACAUCUUCAUGGGAUGCAGGUAUGGCUCUCAAGUUAUGGAGAAAGUCCUCCAGAUGGCUGAAGGGAUCGACAUUGGCAAGAUGCCAUCAUUUGAGCUGGUGCCCGGUGCUAAGGCAACAAAAAGACCACAUUCACCCGUUGAUGAUUCUUCUCGCAGUUCUGAACCACCAAGAAAACAACCUCCCAAAUUCCGUGUCAGACCUCGUUUUGAGCCCAUACAUUUUGUAGCCAGCAAUACAAAAGAUGAAGGAAAGGAACAGCCUUCCGAAAACCAAACACAGGAUGCCAGUGAGAAUAUCACAACCCAACAGAUACAAAACUACGCAGAUCGGGUCUUCAGCAGCUUCAGUACACAGGAUGGAGACUCCCAGUUUUCCAGUUCAGUAGGUUUAGGCUACACAAGUAGCCAAGCCAACCCAGUAGGAGCCAAUGCGGUUUCCAACAGCAAAGACACUUCUGCAGAUACUGGUACAGCAGUUUCAGCCUCUCCCUCCGUUCUCCAGUCCACCUCUGAAACGUUCCCCAAGUCAGUUAUAACAGCCAAGCAGAGUUUUAUUAACAAACUUGUAGCAGCUGUGCGUAAGAACCUUGCACAUCCCAAUUGGCCUGAUAAAAUUAACUACACUUUCCUUUUGACGCGAUCCAUACAGGCUUGCAAGACAAAUCCUGAGUAUAUUUAUUCUCCCUUAAAAGAAAUUUCUCCUAGUGACCUCCCCAAGAAUAAGAAGCUUCUGAAAGAAGGUUUUGCAUGUGAAGUGAGGUGUCAGAAUGUGUAUUUGACUACAGGGUAUGCUGGGAGCAAAAACGGUUCCAGGGACCGAGCUACAGAACUGGCAGUAAUGCUGCUUCAGAAGGCUGUGGAAGUCAGAGUUGCACAGCGGAAGUUCAAGAACACCACCCGGGAGGAUUUAGUGCUGUGUGAGAGUGGCACAUCUCCAGAAUUCCCACCGGCUCUCAAGCAGUUGGAUGACUUUAUUGCUGCCAUGAAAGAAUGCGGGCCUGGGCAGCCAAACUCUGAUCCACAACAGGGCCCCAGCUCAACUAAACAUUGGACUAACUUUGUCCUCACGGAAAAUGCCAGCGAUGCGAUUGGAAUACUGAACAAUUCAGCCUCCUUUAACAAAAUGACCGUUGAAUACAAAUAUAUCUUAAUGCCGAACCGCCUGUGGCGCUGCAGAGUCUACUUGCAGGACCACUUUUUAGCUGAAGGUUAUGGCACCAAGAAGACAAGUAAGCAUGCUGCUGCAGAUGAGGCUCUAAAAAUUCUUCAGAAGACUCAGUCUAAUGCAGGAGCCACCAAGACCGUCCAGGUUCAGAAAGUAGGCAGUGCUGGACGAGAUCCUGGGAAGAAGAAAGACCUGAAGGAUCUUGUUGUUUACGAAAACUCUAUGAAUCCUGUUUGUACGCUGAAUGACACAGCUCAGUUCAACAAGAUGACUGUGGAGUAUGUAUUUGAAAGGAUGACAGGAAUGCGGUGGAAAUGCAAGGUGAUGCUUGAGAAUGAAUUGAUAGCUGAAGCUAUCGGAGUUAAGAAGACGGUCAAACAUGUGGCAGCAGAGGAAGCAGUGAAAGUCCUCAAAAAAACCCAGCCAACUGUCGUGAACAACCUGAAAAAAGGCACCAUUGAAGAUGUAAUUUCAAGGAAUGAGAUUUGUGGUCGCUCGGCAGAAGAAGCUUUGAAACAGCAGAUCAAGGAAGACAAUAUUGGGAAUCAGAUUUUAAGGAAAAUGGGCUGGACGGGCGGUGGCUUGGGCAAAAGUGGGGAAGGGAUUCGGGAACCGAUUGCUGUGAAGGAGCAGUUCAAAAGAGAAGGACUUGGGCUUGAUGUUGAAAGGGGGUCAAAAAUUACCAAGAAAGAUAUUGAGCAGAUCAUCCAGAAUUAUGCCUUCUCAGACAGUAAGAUUGACCUGACUUUCUCCACAGAACUGACAAAUGACGAGCGCAAACAAAUACAUCAGAUAGCCCAAAAAUAUGGGCUUAAGAGUAAAUCCCAUGGGCAGGGCCGAGACAGGUAUUUGGUGGUUAGUCGAAAGAGGCGCAAAGAAGACUUGUUAGACCAGCUAAAGCAAGAUGGUCAAGUUGGCCAUUAUGAACUCAUCAUGCCCCAGGAGAAAUAAGGUUUGAGCAUCACAUAUUCCUUUGGGGGAUGCCCAUACACACAAUUUCCCAUUAAAGAAAGAAGGCUGCAUAUGGUUGUGGGCUGGAUUUUUAAAAAAUGUUUUAUUUGUGCAUUUAAUUUCAAAAACUUAAUUAGAAAAAGGUUAGAACUUUAAAGUCUGUCCAAACUUACUUAGUGCAGUCCAGAUAACAUUAGUGCAAUUAACUGUUGUAUGAUGUGUUGGAGAUUAUUUGUUCCCUUCAUAUUUUACUAGUUUUGUAAUAGAAACAACACAUCCAGCCAGAGGGAAAUUUCACACCAUUUUUUUGGAACAGGAUAAUUUCCAUGUCUUUAUUUUACCUUUUUAAAAAUAAAAGUUU
Heteronotia binoei (common prickly gecko) is the source of this 2990-nucleotide messenger RNA. It is a transcript of the gene NKRF, whose product is annotated as NFKB repressing factor. The record is from RefSeq and is a predicted model, not a curated record. Bases 263 to 2629 code for a protein of 788 amino acids. Lineage: Eukaryota; Metazoa; Chordata; Lepidosauria; Squamata; Gekkonidae. The transcript has 3 exons. Gene Ontology annotation, cellular component: nucleoplasm; nucleolus. Gene Ontology annotation, molecular function: nucleic acid binding.